Messenger RNA from Cherax quadricarinatus, 2725 nucleotides. Its product is annotated as F-box/LRR-repeat protein 20-like. Gene Ontology annotation, cellular component: SCF ubiquitin ligase complex. Lineage: Eukaryota; Metazoa; Arthropoda; Malacostraca; Decapoda; Parastacidae. The record is from RefSeq and is a predicted model, not a curated record. Gene Ontology annotation, biological process: SCF-dependent proteasomal ubiquitin-dependent protein catabolic process.
AAAAUAUCUCUUGAAUAGUGCUAAAGAGCAAUUUGGAACUGAUUAGCAAAAGACAGACUAGUUCCUAAACACAGGGGAAUUGAAAAGGCAGUUGUAUGUGACACUAUCUCAAGGGCCAGUGGUGCCUGGGUGUAGAGUGUUGUGUUGUGUCAGAACAAGGUAGCAACACAGUGCCAAGAUGCCGCUGAGAAAGGAACCAGGCUCCUUGCAGAAAAACACUAUGAUCACCAUAGUUCGCAACUUUGACUACCUCUGCUACAAGGCUAAAACACGCGAGGAAAUGUGCCAAAUGAUCUACGACGAGUCCUACCUGAAAGUGGAAGGACCCUUCAAAAACCUACCCCCACUCAUCAACUUGGGCCUUAUGGACACGGUGAGGGAGGUGGGGAGACUACGCAGGCACCACCUACACAGUCUCGUCCAGGCUCAAAUAAUCGACUUCACCACCAGCGGCGUCGGCGAGACCAUUUAUGCACUCGACCUACUCAUGGAGCGCUGUAGGCGCCUCCGACGGCUGGACCUGUCAUACCUGCGGACUGUAGGACCUCCAAUUCUGAUCCGGCUCGUGCCCAGCCUCACGCAAGUCACAGUGCUCAACCUCAGCAUGACUGAGACCGUCGACCAAGUGCUGGAGCUCAUUGGCCGUCACUGUCCAGAAAUUAGGGAACUGGACAUCUCCAACACACCCAUCACGGAAGCCGGACUUAUCCGUCUCUCCUACGACGAAGAGAACGACCGCCCCAUGUGCCAGAAGUUGGUUAAGUUGGCUAUCACCGGCUGUGUUAUCUCUGCCAGGCCCGUCAGUUUCCUCCUGCAGUAUAUCCCCACUCUUAAGGAGAUCGACUAUGACGAUAUCUUCCAGGUUUUCGGAGUGCUGCAGGAGUGGGGCCUCAGAUUGGACAAUGCCGAAGGCUGCGACAAGUACCACCUACGUAUCCUCAACUCCACCAAUGAGUAUGUUGAUCCUGACAACAUUGCACUGGCCAUCAUCCUCUGUCCCUACGCCACGAACUUUACCCUGAGCAACGCGUACAUUGAGAACGAAGUACUUUACAAGGUGAUGAUGAUGGAGCACCUGACCCACCUGAGGAUCACCAACUGUGAGGCUUUCACGCUAAAUUUCCAAGAAGGUAUCUUACCCGUCCUCACAGUGAAGGGUCACCAGCUCCUUUCACUUCUCCUGACAAACUUUACUAACGUGGAUAUUGCAGCAAUCGGCGAGUGCUGUCCUAGGUUACAGAACUUGGCGUUGAGUGCUAUAGGAGUGUACGAGGACAUCAUGUACCCACGAGAACAUUGCUUCACGAGGCUUAGGAACCUUGAGAUCUGGUCAAGCUUGACGGUAGAGUCGUGUAAUACAACCAUCCUGCGUCAGCUGCUCUGCUAUUGCCCAGACCUUCGUCAUCUCCUCGUCAAGUGCACCGACGCCCUCUCCGACAAGCUCCUCUUCGACAUCUGGCGGGAGAAUGACAUGCGUCAUCUGUCUCGGCUGACGAUUGAUACCUGCCCAAAUGUGACAGCGUCUGCCAUCCACCACCUCCUCGACAUGACCAACCAACUCACACUCAUCCGUCUUUGGGGCUGCUUCUUCAUUACAAAGGACGAUGAUAUAAAAUUUCAGCGGCGAAUUAAAGAAGAAAACUGCGAUUUGUACCUUGAGUGGUACUGCUGGGACGGCUGAAGACCAACCUAGUCUAAUCAAGUGUUUCAACUGUAUUUGCGAGAUUCCAUAAGAGUCACUUAUUUGGUUGCUCACUCCAGCUUAACCAACUUGCUUUAUAUAUAUUCUAAGGUUUACGAUUUUUCCGUUUGGUUUGUUCAAGGUCCAGAGAUUACAUUUUUCAUUUUAUUAUUCCCUAUUAAUCAUACGUAAGAGGCGGGACGUCAAAGAUAGAAAACUCACGAACACCAUGAGUGGUUAAUCCUGUUUCAAGAUAAAAUAUUUGUGUUAUUCAGUGUCACAUUUUUUCUCUCAUUUGAGCCUUCUUUGUAAAGCUGUUAUUACAUUUAUUUAUUAGCGUGAAUUUUGUUUUUCAAUUAAGUUAAAUUCUCAACAAACCAGCUGGAGAAUUAAAACGAAAAUUAUUUACUACCGUGUUCUAAAAGGGAAAAUAAUGAUAAAAAUACUCUGUUCUUAAGGCUAGAUUAGCAUGUUUAAGAUAUUGUGGGGCACUUGCAUUGUUGCCCGAAUGAGGAUCUGCUCACUUUAACUGCAUAUUGCACACUUUGUUGAGCGUUGUAUAUUUCACUGUUUAUUGGCUGUAAAAUAGCCUUUAUUGAUAAUGAUGUACAGGGAUAAAUGUGUUCACCAUAUACUGUGAUAAAUAAUUUUCUAUUGUUUUGUAAAAAUAAGGAGCGCAAUGUUUAUAUACACGAAAAUUACAGCUACAGACAGUUCAAACUUCAUAUAACGUAGCCUCACCAUAUUAGACAUUCGUUGUGCAUGGGUUUUUAUGGUUACAGAAAAAAAAUAUGAAGAAAAUACUAUUGUUACUAGGAUUUGAGAGUUUGUGCUUUUAUCUUGACGCUCUUCAGUCAAAAGUUCAGCAUUGUUAACUUAGGUUUGUGUAGUAUUAGUCCACCGUCUGUGGUGCUGUGGGUUUUCAGGCUAUCUAGGAGCACUUUCUAGUAGUGGACUUGUUCACACUAAAAUUCUUACUUGGUUGAGGACUCGACACAGGGUUUAUACACAGAAAGAUGCUUAUCUCGUGUGUAUGUAUUAUAU